Messenger RNA from Baudoinia panamericana UAMH 10762, 893 nucleotides. RefSeq lists its product as uncharacterized. The transcript is spliced from 2 exons. Bases 186 to 764 code for a protein of 192 amino acids. Lineage: Eukaryota; Fungi; Ascomycota; Dothideomycetes; Mycosphaerellales; Teratosphaeriaceae. The record is from RefSeq and is a predicted model, not a curated record.
UCUGCCUGUCUAGCCUCAGGAUUGAGUUCUACUCCAUCCACCUGCAUGUCCACUGCGGGGUGAGAUCAACUACACUCCCGAUCUCUUGCUGUUCCCGGUAGCUGGAUUGUUCAAUCAACUAUAGGUACAUCUUCUCCGAGUAUUCAAUUAAAUCUACACCACAUAACAGAAAGUCAUACAGCAAGAUGGGAGCUCAAUCAUUCCGUGAGAUCGUCGGCGCGGGACCAUCGACCGCAACAUGCGUCGACAGCACCUUGAUCAUCGUCGACGCACAAAACGAAUACGCUGAAGGCAAGCUCAAGGUCUCAAAUGCGCCACAGUCAAGAAAAGCUAUCUCGGGAUUGUUGGAGAAAUAUAGGAGUGCAGGAGGCAAGGUAGUGCAUAUCAAGCAUCAAGUACCCGAGGGCGCGCCAGUCUUCACGCCGAAAACGAAGCUGGCGGAGGAGUACGAAGAGCUUGCGCCAAAGGAAGGGGAGAAGGUGAUUGAGAAGUUACAUCCUAGCUCGUUUGCGGAGACGAAUCUGGAUGACUAUCUGCAUGGGGUGGGCGGCAAGAAGAUCGUUCUGACUGGGUAUAUGGCUCACGUCUGCGUCUCCACGACCGCGCGUGAUGCCGCCCGUCUAGGUUACGAUGUGCUCAUCGCCGAAGACUGUGUGGGUGAUCGUGAUAUCCCCGGUGCGUCGGGCGCAGAGGUGACGAAGAUGGUGAUGCAUGAGCUUAAUGAUGCAUUUGCCACUGUAGUCCAAAGCAGCGAGAUCAAGUAGCUGCUAGUAUUCGUGCGUACAUUCCAGUUUCCGGUGCAACGCGUAGCAUCAACGGCCGACAGCGCAUCUCUCCGAUAUCAUUUCGGCGUAAGAUUGCACGUUGAGGCAAGCUGGUAGUCGGUUCGAGAG